Molecule: messenger RNA, 1709 nt
Organism: Orbicella faveolata
Lineage: Eukaryota; Metazoa; Cnidaria; Anthozoa; Scleractinia; Merulinidae
Biological process (GO): cell differentiation; positive regulation of transcription by RNA polymerase II
Cellular component (GO): nucleus
Molecular function (GO): RNA polymerase II cis-regulatory region sequence-specific DNA binding; DNA-binding transcription activator activity, RNA polymerase II-specific
Source: RefSeq, a predicted model, not a curated record
CGAGGAAUUAUUACACAAAAAAUGUCGUAAUUAACCACGUGAUAAAAGACUUUAUUUUCUACUCGCCUGUCAUAUCUAUCACACGUGUUCUUGCAUAUCGCGAACAUCGUAGCAGCGGGGAGCUUGGCAAAUUUUUUUGGAGUCAGAAAAAUCCCCUACGCUGCAAGUCCGUCACAGGCGUGAAAUUACACAGAGCUCUACACUAUGCGUGAAAGUGAAAGGAUGCUGCUGUCCGAUCGUAGGACGAUGCGAAACAAGAGAAUCCCUGCUCCGCUAACUCCAAUGCGAAUUUUAAACCCCUUGGGGUUUGACAAUCCGAUCGCUUGUCAACCCCAGCCACCGCCGCGGCAACAGAGUGAAAGUUAUGCUAAAUUACUGGGGUCGCUGGAACAAGGAGCUGCUCCGAAGAAGGACCCGAUUAUGGACAGCGACUCCGACAGAAUCAAGCGACCGAUGAACGCGUUUAUGGUUUGGGCGCAAGUGGAACGAAGGCGGCUGGCAGAUGCCAACCCAGAGCUUCACAACGCCGAGCUCAGUAAAAUCCUGGGACAGGCUUGGAGAUCGCUGAACGGAUCGCAGAAACGACCAUUUGUAGAAGAGGCCGAACGUUUGCGACAGCAACACAUAAAGGAUUAUCCUGACUACAAAUACAGGCCAAGGAGAAGAAAACACCCGAAAAGAGUGUGUAAAAAAAUGACCACUUCACCCCCGAACUGUGCAGUGGUGCGCAAUCCCAAAGAAUCAACAGCUAGUGUCUCGCGCUCCACUUCAGGUGCCGGCUGCGGACAGCUCCUAUUUAGCUCACCAGAGAGUAAUGGUUUGAACUUUGGGCAGGCGUCUGCCCCGAUACCUUUUGCAAACGGAGAACUGAGGCUAUCACAUCUCGGAAAUACUUCCACCUUGCCGAAUUUGUCCGAGAUAAGCCUCCCCACACCUGAGACAAGCCCUGGGUCAAGCGAGUUUGGUAGCGCGUUUAAUUUCCCAACGAGCUGGCAAGACCUUCAAAACGCUCUGUUAAACCUCCAACCCAAAUCGCAGACCACUACCCCAACGCCGUACAUCGGAGUGUCUUCUUCAAACUCAGCGCCUGGCAGCCCUAUUUACUUCACGAACGGAAGUGUUCAGGCAAUAAGCUCGCCGCUCAUGGCUGGUAGCGCGAAUACACAUCUCCAGCACAACGAUACCAGUACAAGCCAGCUCUUCUCGUUCGCUCAGCACAUCGGAGAUCUGUUACCAGAAGGAGAUUUCAACAGAGAAGAAUUUGAUCAGUACCUGGACGGCACAGAAACAGCGAAUAUCAUGUGUGAUGUGGUUUGGUAAGAUCACAGCUUCGAUGGAGUAGUACAGACUUUUGACUGUAAAAUUCCAUUACGCAUAGUCUUGGUUCCGAGACUUUUUUUAAUAUUUUCAAGUGACAGCUUUCUGCCCUCAUUUUCGAUGGCAACUAGAUUUGUUUAAUAGUUUCUGUCUUGUUUUGUCUUGUUUUCAAGCGAAAUGCGUAUACAUGGAAUUAUUUUUCAAUGUACAGUUUACAUAGGGGUCAAAUACGAGUGAUGGGCACGGUUGAAGGCUAGAAGCACUGCGAGGGGCCGAGGGACAAAGUUCGUUCGUAGUUUGUUGAAAUCAUUCGUGGUGCAGUCUUCCGUAGUUUAUAUUUGGAUGUAAAAUUUCGGUUCGCUUUUAAAAUAAAGAUUUGUUAAUGAGCUUCA